AUGGAGAGUGCAUUCUCUAAUAACAUUACAGACUUCAUCUUGCUGGGAUUCCCUGUGUUCCACACAUGGCACUGGAGUGUGUUUGGAAUCAUUUCCAUCAUGUACGUCUUAACUCUCACAGGAAAUAUCAUCAUUAUAACCAUAACCUGCACUGAUGUCCACCUUCACAGUCCCAUGUACUUCUUUAUCAGUAACCUGUCCUUUAUUGAAAUUUUAUACACGUCUGUAACAAUUCCCCAAAUCCUUGUUCUCUUAACUGGGAGGAACAAAAUUAUCUCUUUUAGAAGUUGUAUUGCCCAGUUUUAUUUUUUCUUCUGCUUAGGGUCCACUGAGUGUUUUCUUUUAUCGGUUAUGUCCUAUGAUCGAUAUUGUGCCGUAUGCAACCCACUGCGCUAUAAGCUAAUAAUGAGCGGCCCUGUGUGUCGUAACCUGGUUCUGGCUUGUUGGAUAAUGGGUUUUUUUCCCAACCUAAUUGCAACUUUCAUAAUUGCCAAUUUAAAGUUUUGUGGUAGAAAUAUUCAGCAUUUCUUUUGUGAUCUUUCACCUUUGCUGCAACUAUCAUGUCACAAUACAAACAAGCUGCAGACCUUAAAUUUCUUCUCUGCUUCUUCAAUAGUCUUGUUUUCAUUUGCUUUGACCUUGGGAACUUAUAUUUGUAUUAUAAUGACAAUCGCAACUAUCCCUUCCCUGACGGGGAAAUGCAAGGCUUUUUCGACCUGUGCUUCACACCUUACAGUUGUAGUUAUUUUCUUUGGGGCAGUGGCCUUUGUUUAUGUUCGCCCAAGAGCCAGUACAAAUUAUGAAUUAAAUAAAGUACUGUCUAUUGUUUACAUAGUAGUAACCCCUGUGCUAAACCCUCUGAUAUAUAGCUUUCGUAACAAAGAUGUAAAAAUGGGCAUUAAGAAAAUAUUUUUUCAACAAAAUAUUAUUAACCCUACGGUGUAUAUAAAAUAA
Hyla sarda is the source of this 954-nucleotide messenger RNA. RefSeq names its product olfactory receptor 6M1-like. Gene Ontology annotation, molecular function: G protein-coupled receptor activity; olfactory receptor activity. Gene Ontology annotation, biological process: G protein-coupled receptor signaling pathway. The coding region runs from base 1 to 954 and encodes 317 amino acids. NCBI's taxonomy places the organism in Eukaryota, Metazoa, Chordata, Amphibia, Anura, Hylidae. The transcript has a single exon. The record is from RefSeq and is a predicted model, not a curated record. Gene Ontology annotation, cellular component: membrane.